Messenger RNA from Saccostrea echinata, 1525 nucleotides. Its product is annotated as arylacetamide deacetylase-like. Gene Ontology annotation, molecular function: hydrolase activity. The transcript is spliced from 6 exons. The coding region runs from base 45 to 1334 and encodes 429 amino acids. The record is from RefSeq and is a predicted model, not a curated record. NCBI's taxonomy places the organism in Eukaryota, Metazoa, Mollusca, Bivalvia, Ostreida, Ostreidae.
UCAUUCAACGCAUUCUCUUUCCAUUUUCUGUUUGCUGAUAGACCAUGGGAACUGUGAUUUUCGGAUCAGGAUUUGUGAUCGCCUUUUGCCUUGUUGGAGCAGGGUAUACGAUUGUUGGAGGCCUGUCCAUGUUGGUCGUAGCACUCGCCUGUGCUAUUGAGUACUUGUAUGUUCCUAUGCCUGCUACUGCCGAAGAAAAGUUUCAAAGACAGAAGUUUUUGGCGGGAUUACGACUCCGUAAUCUCUGGAAAAAAUUGCAGGUUUGGCGGGGGAAAGAACAUGAAAUGCAGAUCGUUCGUGGGAAUAUCUACCCAGAAAUCACUAGCAACCCACCGGAUUUAGGAAUUUCAACAGAAGACACAGCAAUAGAAGGAGUACCUGUUCGUAUCUAUCGCCCGGCCGAUAUGAGAGAUGUAGAGAGGCUUCCAGGGGUUAUUUAUCUUCAUGGAGGGGGCUUCUGUUCGGAUGAAUUUGGUUACUACGAUGUUAUGAUCAGACGGAUGUUCAAACUGAGGAGGAUGAUAUUUGUUUACGUGAGAUAUCGUCUGGCGCCGGAAUUUCCAUUUCCCGCUGCGGUGGACGAUUGUUUCGCUGUAACACGAUACGUACAGAGAAAUACCGAAGAACUUAAUAUGGAUUCUGAAAAACUUGUCCUGAUGGGGGAUGGUGCAGGUGCAAAUUUGACCAUGAAUAUGUUGACAAGAAUGAUAACGGAAGCUGUACCCGAUCUACCAAAGUUCAAAGUUCAGAUAGCCUUGGUUCCAUUUAUUCAAGCUUUGAGUUUUAUGACUCCGUCUUAUCAAAUUUAUGACAAUCAUAAAGCUCCAACUUUUCCGAAUGCUGAGUUUAUGUUAAAAUUCUUGAUCACAUAUGCGCUUGGUUUUGCGACUCUUGACAAUUCUGAAAUAGGGAAGUUACUGGAAAAUGCCCACUGGACUGACGAAAUCAGGAAGUCUUAUUAUCCAAAACUCGUUAGUAGUGAUGUCCUUCCGAAAAGUUUGGAGAAACCGACGAUUAAGAAGACGAUGUCUAAGAUAACGGAUUCCGGAUUGGCAAGAAAGUUGAACGACAAGUUUCCGAAUCCUUUGUUCUCACCUCUGUUUGCUGAUGACGAAAUUCUCAAAAAGUUACCAAAAACGUACAUUUUGUCCACGGAGAUAGAUUGCAUACGAGACGAUGCAUUUUUCCUCGCAGACAGAUUGCGUAAACUGGAUGUUGACGUCACGCAUCGUCACUGGAGCGGAAUGGACCAUCCAUUUCUGUUCCUCGAGUUUUAUAAGAACUCUUUUAAAGCGUUAAAGGAAAUCGUAACUUAUUUGGAUAAAAACUUGUAGAAAGGAAUCCAUGCAAUUUUGUGUGUGGAAUAAUUCUUCAUGUACUUGAAUUUCUCAUUGAAAACUUGCUUAUUAUAAACACUUAUGUACGUAUUUGUGAAAUAACAUGAACAUGAAAUUUCUCUGCGUACACAGAAAUAGGUGCUUAUAAAGUUGGAAUUGCAUCUAAAUAUAAGAACAACAACCCUAGA